ACAACUCCUCAUCUCACGCCUAUCUUCCCAAACCACUCUCACGCCCUCUCCUUCCAACUCCUCCUCUCACGUCCUCUCCAGCAAACCCCUCUCCGGCGAACUCCUCUCCGCGAACCUCCUCUCCUCUGAAUUCCUUCACGCAAAUGCCCUAGUCACGGUCGCGGGGAGAAGAAGCAAGGAUUCUUCUCGGUGCUAAGGGAGGAGGUUGUGAGGGGGUUUUAUGAUAUGGAACUUUACCAAAAGCUGGAUGAGGGUUCUAACAUGUCGAUAGAUAGUGUUAGAAGCCUUCAGACGAGCAUUGAUGGUGGGUCGGCUGCCAUGUCCUUGGAAAACAGCAGUGUCGGAUCGAACAACUCUAGGACUGGAAUACUUCACCAUACUGGACUCCGUCUAUUCCCGGGUGUCAAUUUCUCUGUGGGGCAUAGCGUGCUGAGACCUGGUAGGGUCUCUCAUGCUAUGAACGAAGACGCUUUGGCUCAGACCUUGAUGGACCCACGGUAUCCUACAGAGUCUCUCGAGAACUAUGAUGAAUGGACCCUAUAUCUAAGGAAGUUGAAUAUGGGGGUGGCCUUUGCUCAGGGUGCUUUUGGGAAGCUCUACAAGGGUACUUAUGAUGGACAAGAUGUUGCUAUUAAGCUGCUGGAAAAGCCUGAGAAUGAUCUUGAGAGGGCAUUGGUCAUGGAGCAGCAGUUCAGGCAGGAGGUUAUGACGCUCGCAAAUCUCAAACAUCCAAAUAUUGUCAGAUUUAUUGGGGCCUGCAGGAAGCUGAUGGUCUGGUGCAUUGUGACAGAGUAUGCAAAGGGUGGAUCAGUGAGGCAAUUUCUUAUGAAGAGGCAGAAUAGAUCAGUGCCUCUAAAGCUGGCAGUCAAGCAAGCAAUAGACGUUGCCAAGGGGAUGGAGUAUAUUCAUGGCUUGGGAUUCAUACACAGGGAUCUUAAGUCUGAUAAUCUACUUAUAUUUUCAGAUAAAUCAAUUAAGAUUGCUGACUUUGGGGUUGCUCGUAUUGAGGUUAAAAGUGAAGGAAUGACACCUGAAACUGGAACUUAUCGGUGGAUGGCUCCGUUACUAAGUUCACAUGUGGUGGGUUCCUCAUUGGUGUAAGGUUCAACCACGCAUCCGCUGAUGGCUUAGGAUUGGCACAAGUCAUUUCCGCCAUUGGUGACCUUAUAUUCUGAAGAUUGAAAAGGGCUACUAUGGCAAUUCUGAAGGUUGUGAGUAUUUAAUAGUAUAUAGGUGGUAAUAAUAUCAUAUUUCACAUGAUUUACUACGGUUAACAUGUUUACUGGUUCAAAAAUACCAUGUUUACUGGUUCAAAAAUGGUUGCUGUACUGAUGUGUAAAGAAGGAAGAACGACAUCUUAUCAAGCAUAUGGACGUUGUUUUGUGCAAAAGAAUCAUGAGUUUCAAGUAAUAAUUAAGAUUUUCAAUUUGUUCAAGGCUGCGGCCCGAAUUGCAUGUUAAUCAGCUUCCUUCUAGUGAUUUGAUGGAAAAGGAGAUAGUGGGUUGGAUAAGAAAUGGUUUUCAAUCAAAUACGAAUCCAAAUAUUAGUACUACAUUCAUAACUUUACUUAUUAACCAUAGACAAUACCACACUGCUUUUAUAUUUUGGAUGGCUAUGAUACAGAGUCAAAAUCUUACCAACCAUAUCUAACUAUUGGCUAUAGCAGUAAACAUGGUAAUAUUUUGUAGAAAAUACCAUGUUUACUGGUUCAAAAAUGAUUUUUUGCUACCUUCAUAUUGACAUGUUGAAUUUUUAAAUCCUUUCUUUGCACUCUAGAAUCAAAGCCAUAUUUUAUAUGAAUAGUUUAGUACAUCGAAAAACUACAUUUGCUAUUGGAAAAUUUCAAGUCAAAUUAUGUUUGAUAAAGCUACAAGUUCUACAAACCAAAGAAACCAGAACAUAUGUUGAUUUCGACUUUAGAUCAUGUGUAAGAAUUCAAAUGAAAUAUAUGCUGUUCUUUUUGCACUGCAUCUCUAAUUAUGUAUUUACAUCUCACAGUGGUUUCCCUAGCAUCUCUAAUUAUACUAUUCUUUUUGCUAUAUUUCCAUGGUGGAAACAAAGUAGCACAUGUAUAGGUGUUUCUCACCUCAAAAUAUAUUGGGAGAGGGUGGAUUUUGUUCUGUUUACAAAGGGUGCUUACCUGAUGGAAGAGAAGUGGCCGUGAAGCAAUUAAAAAUUGAAAGUAGGCAAGGUGACCGUGAGUUCAAAUCUGAAGUGGAGAUUAUCAGCCGUGUGCACCAUCGCCAUUUGGUUUCUCUUGUAGGGUAUUGCAUAUCAUACGAUCAAAGGCUGCUUGUGUAUGAUUUUGUGCCCAAUGGAACACUUGAAUCUCAUCUUCAUGGGAAGAACACAAGACCUGCAAUGGAUUGGGCAACUAGGGUGAAGCCGUCAAUCCAUUUUGAUCAAUAUAUCUAGUAGAAGUAAGCAUGCAGAUCGUUGUCUUCGAGGCCAGCUAGCUAUUUUGUGUUUUUUUUGUUUUAAAUUUGAAUGUUACUAUCUACUUUGAAACAGAAAUAUUCAGUCUUUGUGUAUAGUUGAAUUCUCCUGUAAAUACUAAUACUUUGUAGUUGAAUUCUAUUG
Zingiber officinale is the source of this 2580-nucleotide messenger RNA. RefSeq names its product serine/threonine-protein kinase STY13-like. Gene Ontology annotation, molecular function: protein kinase activity; ATP binding. The transcript has 3 exons. Bases 226 to 1101 code for a protein of 291 amino acids. The record is from RefSeq and is a predicted model, not a curated record. Gene Ontology annotation, biological process: protein phosphorylation. Lineage: Eukaryota; Viridiplantae; Streptophyta; Magnoliopsida; Zingiberales; Zingiberaceae.